Pollicipes pollicipes is the source of this 3937-nucleotide messenger RNA. Its product is annotated as cytoplasmic polyadenylation element-binding protein 2. Gene Ontology annotation, molecular function: mRNA 3'-UTR binding; mRNA regulatory element binding translation repressor activity; translation factor activity, RNA binding. The record is from RefSeq and is a predicted model, not a curated record. The transcript is spliced from 9 exons. Gene Ontology annotation, cellular component: synapse; neuron projection; nucleus. The coding region runs from base 95 to 2251 and encodes 718 amino acids. NCBI's taxonomy places the organism in Eukaryota, Metazoa, Arthropoda, Thecostraca, Pollicipedomorpha, Pollicipedidae. Gene Ontology annotation, biological process: negative regulation of cytoplasmic translation.
CGAAGCAGGAAGAUGUGUGUGUGCUAAGAGUUGCCGGUUGACUGUGGAAGGGGAGGUGUGAGGCGGGGGUUGCGCCUGGUGGGGGUGUAGGCCAAUGGGUGAUUUGCAAUUUAAUGUUUCGUCUAACAUUAGUGCCAUCUGCCCGGACGCUAUCCCAGCAACUACUUCGGGAAGCUCUUUUUACAUGAACUCGGCGAGCGGGUUAUCAGCAUUGACCAAAGCCGAAAGCCAGCGGAGUACAGCGAUGCAGCAGGAUGAAUUGCUGAUUGAGAAGACUCUAAGCAAGUCGCCACCCCAUCUUUCACCAAACCCAGAAGUUCCAAGUGAUGAUAGUCAAAGAUAUAAUGAAGAUAGUCAAAAUGUCUUAGGUCUCAGCAAUGUUCUAGUAAAUCAUGCUGGAAGCCAGGAGAAGUUGAAGACCCUGGACAAGAAUGGCCCAGUGGACCAUUCAGGAUUGGCACAAAAUGUCAAUGGGGCUAGUGCAUUUUCUAACAAUAUUGGUUUAGGCACAUCUCUCCAUCAUGGUCAGUCAUACUCUGAAAGUAAUCCUGUUGUGAUGAAUGGCAGCUUGAGUGGCUCUCCUUCAAGUCUGUGGUCAACAAGCUCUGUGGAUGACAGCUUUUUAAGUGGCAUGCAGGCCCUGAAUGGUGCAUCGUAUCAAAACUAUCCACCAUACUCACAGAUGCACAACUCAAACCCAAAUGCCUUGAUGGGUGCAAGUCUGGGUGCUCAGUUCAGUCUGGCACAGCAGAAUCCAUCCCAGAGAAGGGCAAUUACUGCAUCACAUAAUAUGCCACCCAGCAGGCCACCAAAUCCUUAUAUGGCAAACAAAGGGUAUCCUGCAUGGUCCACUGUGAGUGCUCCACAGCCCCAGCAGAACAACUGGGGAGCUGGUCUCCAACCACAGCAUAACAUGGCAGGGAUGCCCGGCUGGAACCGUGGACGUCAGGCCUCAAGUCUGAGUCCUCUGGCCCCCAUGUCUGGUAAUAUGCCUACCAACAUGUCAAAUAUGAACAGGAAGUACAGCCCAACCUUCAGUCAGGGAGGAGGAGGGAUGGUCCUGUCACCAAACAAGUUCAGGAGAAGUACAUCAUAUCCUGGAAAAGGACCAUUCGGACCCAACACACCUUCAUUUGAACUGCCUGGAGCAGAUGAUAAGGACUUACUAGCAUAUCAGGAGAGGAAUGGCUUCUGCCCGAUGAACGGCGCCAGCCCGCUGGACAGCAUGCGCACCCUCGAGCACUACCUGAACGACAUCGUGCGAGGAUCCGGCGACCCCAGUUACGUCAACUGCAACGCCAGCGCGCUGCAUUCGCUGGGACAGCUGCAGGGCAAGCCGCCGUUCUUCCCGGGCCUAGACGAAUCUGCGCACCUGCUGGACGAGCACGGCCUGCUGGACGGCCUGCCGGCGCUCAGUCCGUCGCGCACCUCGCCCCGCUCCUCCGGCUCGGGCGACAACGGCGAGCGCUACUCGCGCAAGGUGUUCGUCGGCGGCCUGCCGCCCGACAUCGACGAGGAGGAGAUCACGGCGUCUUUCCGGCGCUUCGGACCGCUGGUGGUCGACUGGCCGCACAAGGCCGAAUCAAAGUCGUACUUCCCGCCCAAGGGAUACGCCUUCCUCCUGUUCCAGGACGAGAGUUCGGUGCAGCAGCUGAUCGACACCUGCAUCCAGGACGACGACAAGCUUUACCUGUGCGUCUCGUCGCCGACCAUCAAGGACAAGCCGGUGCAGAUUCGGCCGUGGAAGCUCUCCGACGCCGACUUCGUGCUGGACGCGUCGCUGCCGCUCGACCCGCGCAAGACCGUGUUCGUCGGCGGCGUGCCGCGUCCGCUCAAGGCCGUUGAACUGGCCAUGAUCAUGGACCGCCUGUACGGUGGCGUCUGCUACGCCGGGAUCGACACGGAUCCGGAGCUUAAGUAUCCGAAGGGCGCCGGCCGAGUGGCCUUCAGCAAUCAGCAGAGCUACAUCGCAGCCAUCAGCGCCCGCUUCGUGCAGCUGCAGCACGGCGACAUCGACAAGCGGGUGGAGGUGAAGCCGUACGUGCUGGAUGACCAGAUGUGCGACGAGUGCCAGGGCACGCGCUGCAGCGGCAAGUUCGCCCCCUUUUUCUGCGCCAACGUCACCUGUCUGCAGUACUACUGCGAGCACUGCUGGGCCACCAUCCACUCGCGGCCGGGCCGCGAGUUCCACAAGCCGCUGGUGAAGGAGGGCGCCGACCGGCCGCGCGCCGUGCCGUACCGCUGGUGCUAGGCGGCCGGCUGGCGCCGCACCCAGGACACGCCUAGUCAGCUCCGCUCCUGCGCUCCCCGGCCGCAGCGCGGCGCUCCCUCUCGCCGGCGCGCUCCCGGCUAGUUAAUGUCCCGCUAGAUGUGGAUUUUCCAGGUGUGGUAGUGCCAUAGACUAGGCAUGCGCUGAUGGGGCAGGACAGAGCCUGCCGACGGAGAGGGUGCCGGGGCGGCGGCGGGCAGGCCGGCGGCGGCCGACAUUUUAUAUACAUAUCUGUAUAAACUAUUACCGUAGCUGAUAGCCACCUCGUAAUUCGCCGAGCCUCUCUUGUAUUCCAGCUGAGAGUCGUUUGGAUACAUUUUUUACUUUUUCACAUUUUUGUAUCGUUGGCGUUUGCAAUUGUAAAUAGAUUUAUGUACAAACGGCAGAUAUUUAUAUAACAGUACGUGGACUGGAAAUCACAUAGUUCCUCUUUAUUUUUGGGGUUACAUUUUUGUACAUAUAGUAAUACCUCUUUGUAAUCCAGUGGAGCGCCCCGCCGCUGUCGCCUCAGUCUCAUGUGAUCCCUGUUAACCGGCGCCGCCAGCCUGUGUGUUUCUCUAUGUGGAGGGUGUUUUUAACACAGCCGACCGGCCGGCCCGCCGCCGCCCCAAGCGGUGGGGCUCGCGGGGGUCCGGCCUUCCGGCCGCACGCCGCGAGCCCUCCCGCACGUUUUCUAUGUAUCCUCGACACUUGAGUCAUUUCGGGGACUUUGACCCCGUUCGCUCCACUAUGGGCAUAUAUAUAAUACGAAAUACAUGUGAUAGUUGUAUUUAUCCCCCGAUUGUGAUUUAAGCUAAUUUAUGCAAUUAAUUUUCUAGUUCAUACAUUUAUGAUUUCAGAAUGUUAUCACUUAUUUAGCUGGCGACGAAUUAUAGCUUAGACUUAUCCAGCGUUUUACGUGUUUAGAUAACACUUCAUUAAUUCAUGUUAGCGUGGAUAUCUAUGACUGUUCGGGUGAUGACGCCGUUGAUAAAUUCGGGUGCGCGCGCGCGCCGCGUCGGUCCGGAGCUUUAGAGCAGCACGCUUAUCUUGACCCGUGUGUUGUCCGGUGUUUGUGAUAGUAGGCCGGGCCGGGUCGGCCUGCGGUCGCCCGCCCACUGAGCACUCGCGAGCCCUCCCUCCGAGCCACAGCCACCAGAUGCGGGUCACCAUGUCAAAGUGCGGCACGGCGGCGUCGCCGCGCGGUUCGGAAUCAAAAGCAGUGUCAGGAAUGGCCGGCGCGCGCGGGGCGGCAGCUGCGCCUGCGCCCCGCCGGCCGGCGCGGAUCGCACGCUGGGCGUGGGCGUGUAUCUUUCACGGUGUCGUACGGCAGGGGGUCCAGCUCCAUAAGGAUAGCAGCCUAACCCGAGCAUAAUCCGCUGGCGCCCGGCCGAUUCCCCGUCCUCAGCCGCCGUGGCGCGGCCGUCCCGCCCCCUUCCAGGCCGCGCGUGGCCCGCCGUCCAGACGACUGCGGUGCCGACUGAUGGAGGCGUCGCCGCGGGCUCCCUCGCGUCUCCCACCAGCUUGAGCCGCCUCCGGGCCUCGCUGCUUUCGACCGCCGGCCCUAGCCCCUCCCACCCCACCCCUCCCGAUCGAGGACGGCUACCAGUGUCCUGGCUCCCCCGGUGUGGUUUAACGGGUCCUGGCUUGCAACUUACCCAUAGUUGAGCCUGAAAUGAUGGUAGUCGU